GUCCAUAUAACUUCAGGGGACGUGACUUAGUCAUUAGUUAACAACGAUUACAACCAAGCUGAGCUGACCUCCAUUGACUCUCCUCUACAACCUCUGCCUGAGCUUCAUUGAUUUUACAACAAAAAACAAGAAUUCUUCAAAAUGGUAUCAAUGGGAAGACAGAUGCUGGGCUUCGUCCUGGCUAUCAUCGGGUUCCUGGGGACCAUUAUUGUGUGUGCCCUGCCUAUGUGGAAAGUCACAGCCUUCAUUGGAGCCAACAUCGUGACUGCUCAGGUCAUCUGGGAGGGCUUGUGGAUGAACUGUGUGACCCAGAGCACGGGACAGAUGCAGUGCAAGAUCUAUGACUCCCUCCUGGCCUUACCCCAGGACCUGCAGGCUGCCAGAGCUCUGAGCGUCAUCGCCAUCAUCGCGUCAUGCUUCGGCAUCCUCUUGGGAAUUUCUGGAGGAAAGUGCACCAACUUUGUGGAGGAUGAGGCUUCCAAAGCUAAAGUAGCCAUUGCCAGUGGGAUCAUCUUCAUCGUGGCUGGCGUCCUCAUCCUCGUCCCUGUCUGCUGGUCUGCCAACACCAUCAUCAGGGAUUUCUACAACCCUCUGCUGGUCGAGGCCCAGAGGAGGGAGCUGGGGGCCUCGCUGUACAUCGGCUGGGGCACCGCAGGGCUCCUGAUCCUGGGAGGGGGGCUCCUCUGCAGCUCCUGCCCACCCAAGGAGGAGCGUGACGACUACCCAGUGAAGUACUCACAGGCAAGAUCCACAGCUACCAGCAGAGCUUACGUUUGAGCUGGAAACUGUUGAAAGAAAGACUGUAAAUUAUUUGAUUAUCUUUGGCAAUCUUCUGUGAAAUGAAAAUACCAUGCAAGUUACUGGUAUUAUCCAGUCUUGUUCUUUUCCAUUUUCCAUUUUGAAAGUGAUGUGAAAUCAGAACAGAAUGAAUAUGUGAAAACAAAUUAACGGAGCUCUUCAGAACUUUGCAAGAAAAAGACAAGACAGAACUGUUGCCUAUAAGAAAUGACGUUACAGAGAAGUAGUGCUAGUCUAUACGCAGUGUAGAGGAAUCAUCUCAUGGGUCAUGGGGUGAUGACUGAAGUGAAUUGAAGCCAUUCCCAUAACCCUAACUUAUCUUUUACCGUAUAAGGACACUGUGCCAGAAUGAUAGUAUUGAUGUAAGAACAUGGACUAUAUGUACAUUAUAUAUGUAUAAUUGACUUGUCACAACUUUGUACAGUAGAUCACAGUAUGUUUUGCAAACAGCCAAUAUAUGUUAAUUGCUUAUGUCUAAAGAACUUAAUCAAUUGCAAACCUUAUUUUUUUGUAUAAAACAUUUCCAACAAAGUUUA
This is a messenger RNA of Oncorhynchus kisutch (coho salmon), 1334 nucleotides long. Its product is annotated as claudin-4. The record is from RefSeq and is a predicted model, not a curated record. Gene Ontology annotation, molecular function: structural molecule activity. Bases 142 to 777 code for a protein of 211 amino acids. The transcript has a single exon. Gene Ontology annotation, cellular component: membrane; bicellular tight junction. Lineage: Eukaryota; Metazoa; Chordata; Actinopteri; Salmoniformes; Salmonidae.